CAUUCUAUCCACAAAAGCAAGCUAGAUUUUGAGAUCUACCGGAGAGUUCUGAGAAACCCCACCUCACCCUCUGCAAACCGUCUGCCAUGGGUACUCCCAAACAGUGAUCAGAAGAGGAGGAGGAGGAGGAGGAGGGGAGGAAGUGGAAGUGGAAGAAGUAAUUAGAAGAUUUAGAUGGGGAUGCUCUAUGCCCAUCCUCAAGGCCUUGGCUCAGUAGCAAAGGCUGCAGCAGCAGUCAGACCAUUCACCUCCUCAUCUGAACUCCUAUCAACUUCCCAGUUAGCCUUCUGUAAGUCAUCAAGACAGAGUUCCUUCUGCAGAGGACAACUGGAUUCACGCCGUUCCUUCCGAUUGGUUUCGGUUCGUGGAAGGAGACGCCGAGCAGUCUGUGUUCUGCCAUUGACCGAGGAGAACGUCGAGCUGGUUUUGGAUGAGGUGAGGCCGAGUUUAAUGGCCGAUGGAGGGAAUGUGGCCCUGCAUGAGAUCGAUGGCCUUGUCGUGGUGUUGAAGCUGCAAGGGGCAUGCGGUUCAUGCCCAAGCUCAACGAUGACAUUGAAGAUGGGGAUAGAGACACGGCUGAGGGAUAAAAUCCCAGAGAUUGAAGCAGUCGAGCAGAUCCUAGAUACUGAGACUGGACUAGAGCUCAAUGAGGAGAAUGUUGAGAAGGUUCUUGCAGAGAUAAGACCAUAUCUUGCUGGCACUGGUGGUGGCUUGCUGGAGCUUGUUCAAAUUAAUGACUUCAUCGUAAAAGUUCGAUUAAGUGGACCUGCAGCUGGGGUAAUGACAGUCCGCGUAGCUCUAACGCAGAAAUUAAGAGAAAAAAUAGCUUCAAUUGCAGCUGUUCAGCUAAUUGAUUAGUCCAAACUAAUGAAGCAGCCUCACUCUCUCACUUUAGAGUGAUCGAUCAACCACAUGCUCGUAACAAGAUCGAGCCUCGACACAUGAUCUGUAAGGGAUACUUUUUACUCAAAUCAUGCAACCCUUCAAUAGUGGAAGUUGUGCAAGUUUCUACAUAGCAAACAUUUUUCUAUCUGCA
Molecule: messenger RNA, 1036 nt
Organism: Musa acuminata AAA Group (dessert banana)
Lineage: Eukaryota; Viridiplantae; Streptophyta; Magnoliopsida; Zingiberales; Musaceae
Product: nifU-like protein 3, chloroplastic
Exons: 4
Coding region: 175-858 (227 amino acids)
Biological process (GO): iron-sulfur cluster assembly
Cellular component (GO): mitochondrion; chloroplast stroma
Molecular function (GO): iron ion binding; 4 iron, 4 sulfur cluster binding
Source: RefSeq, a predicted model, not a curated record